CUAAUAAAUCAAUCAGCCCAAUAACAAUAUGGGCCGUAUUGCUAGUCAGCCCAACUUUUGGCCCAAACUUGCCUUUUGAAAAAAUCCAGCUGUGGUAGUAGUAGCAGCCAGCCAGCCACUGCUUCCCGAGUAUCAUGGCUGACCGAGACCGAGACCGUGACCGUGACCGUGACCGUAAUCGAGACCGGGAAAGGGAACGAAGGCGAGACAAGGAUGACCGUGACCGUGACCGUGAACGUGACCGAGAACGGGAUCGAGUUCGGAGCAAGAGAUCCCGUUCGCGGUCACCUGACCGUGCUGCCCGCUCCCGCCACACUCGCUCUCGCACUCGCUCCCCUGAUCGGUACCGCUCUCCGUCCCGUUCCCGCUCUCCAGCGGACCGCUCUCACCGGCGGCGUCGCCACCACCGGACCCCUUCCCCGGACCCUCCAAGAAAGCGGCACCGGAGAGAAUCCCCCGAGGACGCGAAGAAGGCGGUUUCUGACUUCGUGGACGGGAUCGUGAAAGAGCAGCAGCAGAAGCAGAAGGAGAAUGGUGCUGGAGUUGAAGGAGAAGCAGCUGAGACCAACGAGGACGAGAUGGAAAUGAUGAAGAUGCUUGGGAUUCCCACAGGAUUCGAUUCCACCAAGGGCAAGCCUGUGCCCGGUGCUGACGUCAGCGGCGUCAGAGCCGUCACCAAGCGCCAGCCGAGGCAGUACAUGAACCGCCGUGGUGGCUUCAAUCGCCCAUUGCCUGCUGAGAGGAAUCGAUAGAUUGCCCCUAGGGUUUCUUUGAGAUGGUUUAUGGUUUUGGUGAAGGUUCACUAAUCCGCGCUGUGACGGUGUUCAUUUAUUUGUGCUAGCUCGAUGUGCAAUUUAAUUGCUGUUGGGUAUGUUUUAGUUGUAGUACCUAAUUGUGAAGUAGUAGCACUCAACCAAUUUCUUGUGGAUUUAACCGCAUGCAAUGCAGGUGCUUUGAUUGUGAAGUCGAGUGAUUCUGGAUUGGACAUCAUGGCCAUGGAAAUUCAUAUGCUUUCUGACCUAAACUAUUAUUAUCCCAAAGUGCGGUAGUUUUAGGCCGAAAACAAACAAGUUUACGCCUGUGAGAAAGAAGAGGAAAUAGGGAUAAAGAAAUACAUGCUAUAUGACAAUAUGUGCCUCCUUUAUUUCCAAA
Molecule: messenger RNA, 1152 nt
Organism: Arachis duranensis
Lineage: Eukaryota; Viridiplantae; Streptophyta; Magnoliopsida; Fabales; Fabaceae
Exons: 2
Coding region: 135-752 (205 amino acids)
Biological process (GO): RNA splicing
Cellular component (GO): precatalytic spliceosome
Source: RefSeq, a predicted model, not a curated record